GUUUCCUUCACAGACGUGAGGUUCGGGCUGGAAAACAUGGCGGCGCCGGUAAAGCGGAAGCGAACUGCUCAGGUGGACACGGCCCCGCUAAGUCAGACCCCCACGCCCGGGGUCUCGUCUGGUUAUCGGGAUGCUUCACGUUUCAGCGGAGACCACAACAUGUUCGUGGAGGGAUCCAUACUUCGCAUCACCAUGACGAACUUCCUAACAUAUGACCAUUGUGAGGUGAUUCCUGGAGCAAACCUGAACAUGAUAGUGGGCGCCAACGGAACUGGGAAGUCCAGCAUCGUCUGUGCCAUCUGCCUGGGUUUGGCUGGGAAGGUCUCGCUCUUGGGCAGAGGAGAUAAGGUCGGGCUCUAUGUGAAGCGAGGCUGCUCCAGUGGCUCUGUGGAAAUCGUGCUAUCCCGUGCACCGGAAAAUCUGGUGAUUCGCAGAGAGAUUUCUGUAGAGAACAACCAGUCUGUAUGGACAAUCAAUAAACGGCAAGCCAGUCAGAGGGCAGUGGAAGAGGAGGUGAAGGCCCUCCACAUCCAGGUGGGAAACCUCUGCCAGUUUUUGCCUCAGGAGAAAGUUGGAGAGUUUGCCAAAAUGAGCAAGAUUGAGCUUCUGGAAGCGACAGAAAAGUCUGUGGGACCACCAGAGAUGUACGAGUUCCACUGUGAGCUAAAGAACUUCCGUGCUAAGGAGAGGGAGCUGGAGAACGUAUGCAAGGAGAAGGCCAGCUUCCUGGAGAAGACGAUGCAGCGCAAUGAGCGCAACAAGCAGGACGUGGAGCGCUUCUACGAGAGAGAGCGUCAUCUGGACAGGAUCAAAAUGCUGGAGCGCAAGCGGCCUCUGGUGGAGUAUGAGGCCACCCGCAAGAGGCUGGAGGAGGUGAAGCGGGAGCGGGCCGAUGUGAAGAGGAGCUUGACGGCACUGAAGGAGGAGCACCUACCUGCGCUGAGGCACAUCCAGGCCCUGAAUGGCCAGCUCAAGCCCAUCGAGGACAAGAUGAAGGACAAGACUGUGAAGAUCAAAGAAGCAGCACGGAGAUGUAAAGAGAAACAGGACACCUUGGACCGUAAGCGCAAGGAGGUGGAGGACAUUCAGCAGGCACUGAGCCUGAAGCAGACCGAGGAGUCAGACCGCCAGAAACGCAUUGGCCACACUCGCUGCAUGAUCACGGGGCUGCAGGCUGAGCUGGAGAACUUGGCUAGUCGGGAGGACGUUCAGCCGCAGAUCAGCAGCAUCGGCUCUGAGCUGCGGAGUGUGCAGGAGGACAAGGCCCGCGUGGAGGGCGAGAUUCUGGACCUGCAACGCAACAAGGGGAUUCUGCAGGGAGAUGAACAACGUGUGAGGAAUAAACUGAAGAGUCUGGAGAACAUGAUGAAUAUGAAGGAGGAAAAGCUGAAAAGCAGAUUUCGCGACACCUACAGCGCCCUCCAGUGGUUGCGGCAAAAUCAGAAGCUCUUCACGGGCAAAGUUUAUGAACCCAUGAUGCUGGUGAUUAAUGUCCGGGACCAUCGUCAUGCCAAAUACAUAGAGAGCCACAUUCCUACCAAUGACCUGAGGGCCUUUGUCUUCCAGAAACAGGAGGACAUGGCGAAAUUCAUGACAGAGGUGCGUGACCAGCAGAAAUGGCGCGUGAAUGCUGUGAUCGCCCCGCGGGAGUCCUGGGCUAAGCACCCACCAGCACGGCCCAUUGAGGCCUUAAGAGGCUUUGGGUUUUUCUCCUACCUGCGUGAGCUAUUUGAUGCCCCAGAGGAGGUCAUGAGCUACCUGUGUGGCCAGUACAAGGUUCACGAGGUCCCCGUGGGAACAGAACAGACCAAGAAUAUGAUUGAAGCGGUUAUUCGGGAGACCUCACUGAAGAUCAUCUACACGGCAGCAGAGAAGUACCAUGUGAAGAAGUCCUCCUACUCUGGCAAGACCAUCUCCAGCAACUCAGUGCUUCGUCCUUCCCAGUUCCUUACCCUGACAGUAGAUGUGGAUGAGAGGAAACAUCUGGAGGAGCAGCUGAAGGGUUUUGAGCAGAGGGUGAUGGCCAUUGACAGUCAGUUGAGGGCCCUUCAGGAGCAGCAAAGCCAGCUGGUACGCCAUGAAAAUGAGCUGCUCCACAAGAAGAAAGUGCUGUUGGACCUUAACAUCAAGAAGAGACAGCUGGAACAGAAGAUCAGGACCAAGCAGGACAGUCUCAGACAGAUGGAGGAAAGUGGUAUCAACUUGCAGCAGGCUGAACAGGAAGCCCUUUCCAAGACCAGAGCUGUCAACUCACAGAAGGUGGCUUUAGUCACAGAGUUUGUUCACCACAUGCAGGUGCGAGCUAAGCUGCACAUGGAGAAGGUGUACCUGGCACUGGAGAGCGUGGAGCUGGCUGCCGAGAAGGCCAGGCUGGAGACUGAGUGCAGGGAGAGCUCGGCCCGUCUGGAGACGCUGGAGCAAACAUGUAAACAGCUGGAGCAGAGGAAGACCUCGCUGUUGGAGACAUGUCAGGGGUUGAUGAAGAAAGCAUCAGAGGUGUGCAGUGUUGACCUGAAGGAGGAAGCAGUCCCAGAAGACCUUCAGAGGGCCUUUAGCCUGCUCCCAAACACCCUGGAUGAGAUCGAUGCCUUGCUGAAUGAGGAGCGCUCGCGAGCUGACUGCUUCACAGGGCUGAGCGCCACGGUGGUGGAGGAGUAUACUAGACGGACACAGGAAAUUGAGCGCCUGAAGAAGGAGCUGGGGAAGGAGAAGGUUACCCUGGAUAACUACCGGCACAACAUCUCACAGGCCAAAGAGCGCUGGCUGGACCCCCUGAAGCAGCUAGUAGAGCAGAUCAAUGAGAGGUUUGGACAUUUCUUCCGCUCCAUGCAGUGCGCUGGUGAGGUGGAUCUGCACUGUGAGAACGAGGAGGAAUACGAUAAAUAUGGGAUCCGUAUCAGAGUGAAGUUCCGCAGCAGCACGCAGCUCCAUGAGCUGACGGUGCAUCACCAGAGCGGCGGGGAGCGCAGCGUCGCCACCAUGCUGUACCUUAUGGCUCUGCAGGAGCUGAACCGCUGCCCUUUCCGAGUGGUGGACGAGAUAAACCAGGGCAUGGACCCUGUCAAUGAAAGGAGGGUUUUUGACAUUGUGGUGCAGACCGCCUGCCGGGGCACCACAUCCCAGUAUUUCUUCAUUACACCCAAGCUUCUGCAGAACCUCCACUACGCAGAACAUAUGACCAUUCUCUGUGUCCACAAUGGUCCCCAUAUGCUCCCUCCCAGCAAAUGGAAUGAAAAAGGUUUCAUCCGACGAAUCCGUCAGGGAUCGAACCGCAGUGCUAACAGCUGAGGUGGCUGCUCAGUCUGCCUCCAGACCACUAUAGUACUGGUUCACGAGCUUAAUCACCAGUAAAAUUUCCUUCCUGAGUUUCCUGAGGUUGAUGCCGAUCACGGGGCAGCAUGCUGUGUUGAUCUCUAUCGCUGUCAUUGCUUUACAUGUUUAUCAAAUGGUGUACUUUUUGUGUAAUAAAUACCUCGUCAAUGCA
Molecule: messenger RNA, 3484 nt
Organism: Brienomyrus brachyistius
Lineage: Eukaryota; Metazoa; Chordata; Actinopteri; Osteoglossiformes; Mormyridae
Gene: smc5
Product: structural maintenance of chromosomes 5
Exons: 24
Coding region: 37-3288 (1083 amino acids)
Biological process (GO): double-strand break repair via homologous recombination
Cellular component (GO): Smc5-Smc6 complex
Molecular function (GO): ATP hydrolysis activity; ATP binding
Source: RefSeq, a predicted model, not a curated record